GGAACAUCGUCGCGAUCGUCGCGUUAUACGCGCGGCCACCGAGAGACGCGCGCGUGCCCUCGUGAGCACCACAGAGCAGUAAAGAAAUCGUGCCCGAACACGAGCCUGCGAGACAAGGGCAUCUGAUCCCUCGUAAACACAUACGUUUUGACGUUUCUUCCACGACGCUCUUGCUUUUUUCUCGCCGAAUUUUUACCGUUAUUACGCGAUUUAAUAUUAACGAAUUCAUUUUAUUACCCACAGACAAAUAUACGAGGACAGUUACUCGUGUUUAAACAAAUUAUAUAUUUACGAAAAACUAAGCCAAGAAGCACUUUGCUUUUUUGUUGUUGUUGUUGGAGAGGCAAACUGAAGUAUUCAGCGUGGACGACAAAGUGUGCGACUUUGUGGAACACCACGUUUCAUACGUAGAUAGAGAACCAUUGACCGAGUCCGUGCUCUACGUACUAAUUCAUGUAUUAUUAUUUAUAGUAAAUUAUUUAACCGGAUACGAGGUGGGAACAUUGCCUUUUUUCCUGCCUGUACAACUCUUUCGUCCCAUAUUCGUUGACGAGAGUUAAACGUGGUGAAUAAUUAAGGAGAUUAUACUCUGUUUUUGUGAUUUUGUGUGAAUCGUGACGUGAAACGAAGGAAAUAAAAACCCAACCAAAGUUACGUUAUCAAGCUUGAUCAAUCGACGAUAUCAUACUCUCAGUUCGCUCGUGAAUUAUUUUUUUUUUGUUUACUUUUCCCGUUGUUUUUGGUGAAGUGUGAUUAAGUGCGUACUCGAUUUACACUAUAACAUUGGAUUACUCGACGCCACAAAUUUCCAUUGAAAUAACAAAAAACAUCGAGCUCCACGUACCGCCAGAGAUCCGUUCGGGUGUGAAGAAAAACGACUUGAAAUUAUCACGCGACACAGACGCUGAGGAUUAUUAUGAUCGAGUCACACGAAUGAAACGCAUUUCUGAGGGAAUUUCGUUGGAACGAAAUUUCGCGAAGGAGCUGAAGGACGCAGAAAAAUCGGUCCGAGUCGAGAAAGAAAUCUGCUGGAUUGACAUUUCGAAUUAUCGUCGUAUCGUGAAAAAGCGCGCGGUAGUCACCACCCCGUUGUGGGGGUGGUGUUUAAGAGUUUAGUGCCGCGGCGAUGGUGGCAGCUGCCACCGCUACGGCCACCGCCACCGCCUGUGUGGUGGCCAUGCAGGACCGCCAGGACAUUCCCACGCAGUUCAAUCAGAUGCAGAGCCAGCAUGGAAUACCCCACCAGUCUUACAACACUGGUGGAUACGCGCAGAGAGGACCAAUGACGGGUAUGGGCCCUGUUGGAAUGAGCAAUUUCAACGGCAUGGGUUCUAUGGGACCGUCCGUACAUUCGAUAAAUUCCAUGAACUCGAUGAACAUGCACCCAAUGACGAUGGGGGGUAUGAACGCUAUGAACGGCAUGACUCCUAUCAACUCAAUGAACAGCAUGGGCAACAUGGGGAUGAACAAUAUGAUGGGAGGAAAUAACAUGCAGAUGAAUAAAAUGAGCAUGCAGCAAGCGCAAGCUCAACAAGCCUAUCCAAGAAGACUGGCACCUUAUCCGAAUCCAGCGAUGCACAUGGUCCAAAAGAGGCAACAUCAUCAGCAACAGCAGCAACAACAACAGCAGCAGCAGCAGCAGCAGCAGCAACAACAACAGCAGCAGCAGCAACAGCAACAGCAGCAACAAUUACCCUACGCCGGAGCGAAUCCUGCGAGUAUGCAGCCCGGAUUCAACAAUAUGUCUGCAGGACAAUAUCCCAACAACUAUCCAGGAGCAAGGGCGAAUUUUCAGCCACAAUAUCCGUCGAUGCAACCUAUGAAUCCUGCCGCGACCGGUUUCGGCCCUGGUGGCAUGAUACGCGGCACUAAUAUGAGACAAACCGCCCCCGUUUACAAUCCAGCGAACUCACAAAAUGGCCAAUACGGUUACGGCACGAACGUCAAUGUCGUGCCCGUCAGCAUGGGACCAAAUACCGCUGGCAAUCAAUUCGUCGGCCAUCAAGCUAACCCCGGCUAUGUCAGCGGCGCCAAUUCUUAUCCUGUUGCCAGUAGUCAGUAUCAACAAGAUGUACCUACCAUGAGAACACAACCGGGAACAAAUAUGAAUUAUCAGCACAGUCCCAUUCCUGGCAAUCCAACACCUCCUCUUACUCCUGCCACUAGUAUGCCACCUUAUAUUAGCCCCAACCCCGAUAUUAAACCCAAUUUCAGUGAUAUCAAGUCUCCCGUUAAUAUACAAAAAGACGACGAGUUGAGAUUGACAUUCCCAGUUAGGGAUGGCAUAAUUCUUCCACCCUUUCGCCUUCAGCACAACUUGGCUGUGAGCAAUCACGUUUUCCAAUUAAAAUCGACGGUUCAUCAAACGCUAAUGUGGCGCUCGGAUCUCGAGCUUCAGUUGAAAUGUUUUCAUCACGAGGAUCGACAGAUGAAUACCAAUUGGCCAGCCAGCGUACAAGUUUCCGUGAACGCAACGCCUCUCGUUAUUGAUCGAGGUGAAAACAAAUCGUCUCACAAACCCCUUUAUCUCAAGGAUGUUUGUCAGUCAGGAAGAAAUACAAUUCAAAUCACCGUUUCUGCUUGCUGUUGCUCGCACCUCUUCGUCCUCCAAUUAGUCCACAGACCGAGCGUGCGAAGCGUUCUCCAAGGCUUGUUACGAAAAAGAUUGCUCACGGCAGAGCAUUGUAUAACAAAAAUCAAGCGAAAUUUCAACAACACGAUGUCGAACAACGGCAUGCAAGCCGAGAAAGACGUCGUCGAGCAAACGGCACUAAAGGUAUCUUUAAAAUGUCCAAUUACCUUCAAACGUAUCACGCUACCGGCGAGAGGGCACGACUGCAAACAUAUACAGUGUUUCGACCUUGAGUCUUAUUUGCAACUGAAUUGUGAACGAGGUUCCUGGAGAUGUCCGGUUUGCACUAAACCCGCGCAAUUGGAGGGUCUCGAGGUGGAUCAAUACAUGUGGAGUAUUUUGAACACAACGGAAAACUCGACGGACGUGGAGGAAGUGACGAUAGAUCCAGCGGCGAAUUGGAAGGCAGCAAAAAAUAUGACGAGUAUUAAAUCGGAGGAGGAGAGCAACGAUUGCAAGAGAUUGACUAAAGCGAUGUCGCCGGGAAGCAUGAACAUGCCAACGAUGAAUAACUGGGACAUGACACAAGCGAUGAGCCCUUAUAUACCGCCGGAUAUGAACAGUAUCGUCAGUGGCUCGAUGAUGAACAAUUCGACAACCUCGAAUUAUCCAAGCAACAACGUUAACCAUCGAAAUUCAACCGGUAGUUACGACAUUAACGCUGGUACAACUACGACUACCACGAGUACGACGAAUACCGUUAACAACGAGUACGUUAACGGAUCUGGUCCUCUCUCGCACUUGAGCGAAUCGGUCAAUUCUCUCGAUCCCCUAAACGCAAUGGAAAAGUCACUGAACGAUCAGAUGCCUCAUACGCCUCACACACCUCACACACCCCACACACCCCACACACCUGGCGGUGGAAAUAGUGGUCCCCCGAGCGUACCCCCAGCAUCGCAAGAAUCCACCGGAAAUCACAACACUUCCGGGAACACGAGUACAAAUAUCAACAAUGACAGUGCGGAUAUACCGUCUGACUUGAAUUUUGACCCUGCUGCCGUAAUCGAUGGCGAAGGAACUGGUCAGGAAGCACUGAACCUUUUGCCAGACAAUGUUGUGGAUCCAAUGGAACUUCUCUCGUAUUUGGAUCCUCCGGACUUGAACACACCGCCGAGUAGUGGAGCGAGCAGCGGUAAUCCGUCGUCGAGCGACGACAUAUUAGCACUUUUCGAGUAAAAGUACAUAACCGCGAGAAACAAAAAGACACUAAGUUUUUCAAUAUUAUUUUCGUUUUUUCCAAGUCUUCGUAAGGAGCAGAUUGCGAUACACAACACACACACACACACACACACACACACACACACACAUAUAAAAGAAAAAGAAACAAACGUAUAAUCAAAUAAGAAAUACGAGCCUCGAACUUGGGGCGUGAAAAGAGAUGAAAAAGCAGUGAUAUAUUCACGUCAGACUUUUAUCUCUCAUAUACAACAUGUUCCUAACUUUAGCGAGGAUUCUUGUAUAUUAUAAUAAUAUAUAAAGGAAUAAGGUUGAAAGACUAAUGAUGAAACGUCGAACUCGCGAUAUUUGAAUGAAAAAUGAGUUAUUAAAUGGAAACGUAAAAUAGGAAAGUUAGAGAGUGAGAGAGAGGGAGAGAAAGGUAAUGCGAGAAAGAGAGAGAGAAAGAGAGAGAUGUUAUGGAGGAACGGGGUCACUCUGGGUGCUCCCACCUAAAAAAUGGUACAAACAAUCUUAGCUCUAAUAGUAAUAUUCCUAAUGACGAAGAUGGGGCAUAAAAACAAAUAGGUUUAGAAAAAUGGCCUCCGAUCGUAUAGCGCGAAUCACACGGACAUAUUUCGUGUUAAUGCUUUCUUCAUACACAACAGACAUACAUACGUAUAUGCGAAUAGAUAUGUCUGAAAAUAAUUAUCUUUUUUUUUUUGUAUGAAUUCGCCUAUAAAGACUAUACCGCAAUGGACCAGAUUAUACAUGAAACAGCGGAAUAUCAGUCGUUCGAUUCUCCCCUCCCAGCAAUUUUUGGGUGUGACCAAAAGCUCAAUGAUGAAAAUUGUGCUUGUUUAUCUUUUGUUCAAUUUUUCUUGUUUAUUUUAUCCUCGGAAAUUGUAAAAAUCAAUUCCUUUGUGCUAUGGUCUUUAUAUCUCUAAUGAAGAAAGAAAAAAAAACAUGUAACACAACAUUGAUCAACUAACAGCAGAAAAUGAGAACGGUCUACACGUACAUUCGAGGCUAUGAAUGACCUACAAUGCGAGGAACUUGUACAGCAUAUUAUUUUUCUUUUCCAAUAAUUCUUGUUUCGUUUUCCUUCUUGUAAAUAAUUUUAACUCGGUCAUAGAUCAUAGGAUACUUCAACUGUAAACCAAUUUGCUUAUUGAUGGAUAUAGCGCAUACGGUGUUCCUUUUUUUUUAGUAAAGAGAAAGAUUGAGGAGAAGAUAAAAGAAUGAAAAUAAAAAGCAACGAUGACACCGAUUCGAGCACGUUACGACCACUUUUUCAUGGUGAAUCGUUCGGAUAAGGGGUUUACUGAGCUUGGCGAAAAUUCUAAAAUAGUCAAUGGAAACACGUUUAUUUAAUAUUGAUUUUUCAAUCGAAUAAACUCAAUUUAUUUCAACUCUCGAUGAAAUUGAUUUUAUUCUAAGUGCAUUUUUAUUCUAAGUGAAUACAAGACCCUUUUGUUCAAAGCAAUUGGAUGCACUGAUGCAGAAUGUAGGGGAAAAUUAACAGAUAUCAAAAAAAUAAACCAAUUGAACCAGUAUUAUUGCUGUGCGCAACGAUAGCAGAAAAAAUGAAUAAUUGCGAAUUCAUGGGUUCUGUCGAGCCCAAAAAUCAUUAUCUCCGAUUCCGUGAUUUUCUUCAAAUUGACAGGAACCAUAGAAGUCUUGGGUAGUUGUAAGAGUUGGGGUUAUGGACCGUGAAAAAUUAAUCAAACAUUAAAACGUAGCAGACUGAUUGUGUCGAGACAAAUAUUUAUUCGGAAUUGGGUGAAAUUGGAGUUUUUAUGACAGAAGCUAUUUUCAUUAUUGUAAUUCACAUUACGAUAACGAAUAUUCAACUCUAACUAGCAAAGUUUCGAUACAACUCGAUCGCAAAGUGCUUCUCCUCAUUAGUUCUGCUAUUCUCUGUUGUACAGUCUCGAUCGUAUUGACUCGAAAACAAUUGAGUACGUCAAUAUCAAACCACCAUUAAGAACGAUCCAAAAAUUUUUAUUGUUUUUUUUUUUUUUUCUUACUUUUGGUACUUGUUGAAAAUAAAUCAAGAAGGACGAAAGCCAUACACGGUACUCUGUUCUCGAAGUUGAUUCGUGAACAGGUCCGAAAAAUAUAUUCCUCAUUUUUAAUUUUUUCAAUCGUUUUUAUUACAAUUAUUUGCUGUAAUGUCAGUAAGUCAAGGGGGAAGAAGGGCGGGGAGUGAUUACUCCCUUUUUCCCAAAUUUGACCCAAAUUAAAAAUGACUAAAAAAAAAAACAUUAUUCAAAUAUGAUUUUUCGUAAGCGACACUCUUUGUUCAGCUCGUGAAAUAACAUAGCGAAAGAAAAUGUAACGUAAAAACUCCCGCUUAAGAAGUAGACACUGCAGAAAAAGUGGUCUGAUAAAACGAAGAUGAAAAUUGAUCGAUGAAGGAGAGGUUUAACACGGAAUCGUUAGUGCCUAUCCCACCCGAAAGAAUCAAUACUUAGUACUGCCAGACCUAGAGGCACCGCCCACGACAUCCCCUCUGCUUGUGUACUAGUUAUUACAUUUAUAGCUUUUGUCAUUAUGAUCAAAAAGGGUGAAGAGUAAACAGCAACAACAAGGAGUAUUUGAAGUGAUUCACGUAGAUUAUACAAAUUUUAUACAGAAAAAAAAACAAACACAAAGUAAAGAAGAAAAAACAACAACAACAACAAACGAGACAUUAACAACAGAAGCAACAAAAAUAAAAAGUGUAUUUAUAUUCUGAAGCGUUGGUGGAUAGCGCACGAGGCAGAAUUCGACGCGGUCAAGUUUCUAUUCAUAAUAAUUACAUUAUACAUAUAAAUAUAUAAAUAUACAUCAUUACGGCUAGAUUUUUAAUAUUACGUGUAGAAACUAAGGGCGAUAAGAAAAUAAACGAUUGUAUAUUAUUUGUAUAUAUGACAAAUAGAAUAAUAAUAUAAGAAAAAAAAGUGGCAGAUACUUAUUGGCCAGUUAUAAUGGUAUAAAAAUGAAUCAACAAAAAAAAACAAUUGACUAUCUUCAUUAUUUCACAGAACCAAAACAUGCGGAAUGUGUAUAUAAAUAUAUAUAUAUAUAUUAAAUAUAUAUAUGUAUAUGCAUAUAAACACACAGAAAAAAUAACUUGUCCUAGAUGAAUAAUAAUAAGAAUAAGAAUAAUAAUAAUAAUAAUAAUAAAAUAGUAACGUAUGCACAAAAUGUGAGAAACGCUAUAGAUCGAUCCUUAACGAGUGCCAGCAUUGACCACUGUCUUGUUGGAUCCCAGUAGUAGUAUUAUCUUAUCUUAUUCCCGACUCAACCACCUUGAACGAAAGGAAAUAAAGGAAAGAUAAUAAAACAAGAAAACCAUACCAAGUUUAUUCGAACUGUAAGCUUUACGUAAGAUCUUCAAGAAGUAGCUAAGACGCCAAUCGCUUCUCGACAGUCUUCGUAGGCAGUUAAUACCGCACUACUAUUAUUAUUACUAAUACUACUACUACUACUCUACUACUACUACUACUACUACUUCUACUAGACUACUACUACUACUACUGUCCAUAAACUUACAUUCGAUUAUUUCUAAAAAAAACGAGAAAAAAAUGAAAAAGAAAAAAAAACACGUUCUAAGGUCCCUUGGUUUGAAAAAAUCAUUGAGUUUUAUCGAUUAUCUGGAAAUAAUGAUGGAGCAUUUAUUUGCACACAUUAGUAAAAUAUAAGGAAAAUGAUGCUGGAAUGAAAAUAUAAUCGCAAUAAGAUUGAACAUUGGAAAAAUAAAAUUGGAGUGAAUUCAUUAGGAAUCUGAAAUUCAAUGAUAUUCGGUCAGAACGAAGGGACAACCGCGGCAGAGAGGGAUCAAUAAAUCCUCGUCGAAUGAGAAAAGGAGAAAUCCAGGCUCUUGUAGACCUCAUUGGCAUCACAUUAACUAGACAUUACCUUUACUAUCCUAUUGAACGUUAGGUAGACUGUAAUUUCAGACUUCACUCUGAAUCGAAGAUCCAAUGGGCUAUUGAGAAAAUAUCUUACUAAUAAUUAACGGUUUACGAGGCCCACGAUGUGAGAGAGAAAGAGCGAGAAAAAAGUGAGAGUGAAAGCCUUGAUAAAUAAAAAUGAAAAGUAAAGAUAUGAUCGUGAAAAUAAGUAGUUAUAGAACUUUCGUUAAGAAAGAGAAACAAGAAAGUCACAAUGAAGAAAAGCAACAAAUGAUUUUCUGUUGUAGAUUAAAAGAACAAACGAAGUUUUAAUACCCGACAAAGACCAGUUUAUAAUAAUAUAAGCCAAAAACACCAUGAUGAUUUCCAAUUAAUGAUCUAGAAAAGAAAAACGAGAGAUUGAGAGAGAGAGAGAGAGAGAGAAAAAAACACUAAAAGGAAACGUUGAAUAAUAAAAAUAUGUGAAAAUA
Messenger RNA from Venturia canescens, 8159 nucleotides. It is a transcript of the gene tna, whose product is annotated as tonalli. The record is from RefSeq and is a predicted model, not a curated record. The coding region runs from base 1127 to 3808 and encodes 893 amino acids. Gene Ontology annotation, biological process: regulation of transcription by RNA polymerase II; protein sumoylation. Gene Ontology annotation, cellular component: chromatin. Lineage: Eukaryota; Metazoa; Arthropoda; Insecta; Hymenoptera; Ichneumonidae. The transcript has 10 exons. Gene Ontology annotation, molecular function: zinc ion binding; SUMO ligase activity.